Bradysia coprophila is the source of this 1292-nucleotide messenger RNA. RefSeq lists its product as uncharacterized. Gene Ontology annotation, biological process: nucleobase-containing compound metabolic process. The record is from RefSeq and is a predicted model, not a curated record. Gene Ontology annotation, molecular function: nucleobase-containing compound kinase activity; ATP binding. NCBI's taxonomy places the organism in Eukaryota, Metazoa, Arthropoda, Insecta, Diptera, Sciaridae.
AUUUACAUUGAUUUUUUUCUCAACUAAUGGAGAACCAUGAUAAGCCAAGGAAGCACAGUCCUUAUGAAUUAUUCCGUAUUAUGACUAUGAUCCUAUCGAGAGACCGACCUUUUAAGCUAAAUUUGGAGGACGCCCUUUCCUUUUGCCAAGCAAUUACCAGCGACAAUUAUGGAUUACUUACAACAGUAGUUGAUUCGGAAGGAGUUGUCGAUUUAUCAAAAUUCGCGCAGAUAUUUUCGAAAGAGUACGGAUGUCCGAUAAUUUAUUACAAAGGACAUAGAUAUGAUAACGAUACCGUUGACGUGAUGCGUAAACUUAACACAUUCUUGCAAGCAAAUGGUCUGACGGAGAAAAAUCUCAUAACAUUCAACUUUCCAGCAGACAAUAAUGAGUAUCGCACGUUGAAGGCGGCAGGCUUUUCUCCAAACGUUAUCAACGUUGUCCCAAGCGUAUCGGAAAGAUUUGGUUUUAAAAACGUAAACGAAAUUGAAUCUUUUUUCGAAAAUACCACGACGCGGUUGACUCUGAACAAUAAUCUUGAAGAGAACUGUAACCGUGUCAAGAAUGCAAUAGAUCAAUGUAUGUACACAUCAAAACUGAACCGUGAUUCGGGAUUCCAUUUACAACGAAUAAUUUUACUUGGACAAAUUGGGUCUGGUCGUAAGACUCAAUCUAGAUUACUGGCGAAAAGAUGGAAUUUAGUUUUUCUUGAUUUUAGGGUACUUUUGUUAAGAUAUGCCAAAUUGAAUAAAGAAUUUGAUGAACAUUUAUCGAAAGUACAAAGUGUACAUCAGCUGAAUCGAAAGUUGGUAGCUUCCAUUUUAUUCGAACGAAUAACUAAACGUGAUUGUUUGGAAAAUGGUUGGAUACUCGUAGGAUAUGUGUCGAGUGUGGCGGAUCUAGAAGUUAUGGAAAAUAAUUUUUUUAUUAUUCCGAAUAAAAUUGUUUUUAUUCACUGUCGCCAACAUUUAUGUUUGGAUCGUUUACGGACCAAAGUAAUCAAGAAUGCAGAAAUAAACGAAUGUCGCCACUCCAGCAAGAACACAAGAUAUGCAAAAUUGGGGUUUUUAGAUUUGUACAGUCCAUGUUGUGCUAUUAGUCAUGUAGUGACGGAGAUAGACCAUUUCUGUAGAAACAGACGUGAGAUCCUGAAAUACUGUCAAGACCGAGCCAAAUACAUAGCGCACAUAGAUGGUGAGCACAGUGUAUCUACUGUAACGACUCUGCUAUGGGGACAAGUGGAAAAAUUCAACUUUUAAAUUGUUGUUACAUGAGUAUAAGUUCAAAUACAA